UGCCUUCGGUUUCCCUGCAGGAGGUGGAGUCGGCAGGAUGGGUGUCGGGACAUGCUGAUCUCCCCUUGAGACAGCCAGCAGGCGUCCUGGUCAUGGAGGACUGCAACGUGCACUCGGCUGCCAGCAUCCUGGCCUCGGUGAAGGAGCAGGAGGCUCGCUUUGAGCGGCUGACACGGGCACUAGAGCAGGAGCGGCGCCAUGUUGCCUUGCAGCUGGAGCGUGCCCAGCAGCCUGGUGUGGGCAGUGGUGGCGUGGGCAGUGGGCAACCCCUGCCGAUGGCCUGGCAACAGCUGGUCUUGCAGGAGCAGAGCCCGGGCAGCCAGGUCUCACUGGCCACAAUGCCGGAGGCGCCGGAGGUGCUGGAGGAGACCGUGACGGUGGAGGAGGACCCCGGCACCCCCACCUCCCACGUGUCCAUCGUCAUGUCAGAAGAUGGCACUACGCGGCGCACGGAGACCAAGGUCACCAAGAUGGUCAAGACAGUGACUACACGCACCGUGCGCCAGGUGCCCAUGGGCCCAGACGGCCUCCCCCUUCUGGAUGGUGGCCCCCCGCUAGGACACUUCGGUGAUGGCACCCUGGACCGGCACUUCCUGCUGCGUGGGGGUGGCCCGGCGGCCACGCUCUCUCGAACCUACCUCAGCAGUGGGAGUGGCUUUCCUGACAGCCCCGAGCCCCGGGACAUCCCCAGCUAUGGCAGCCUGUCCCGGGGGCUGGGUGUGCGGCCCCCACGCGGUGGCCCUCUUGGGCCCGUGGUGAUGGCCACGCUGCCUGGCCGCCGUGAAGCCUUCACCGAGGGCCCAGAGCCUGUGCCGCCGGCCGGUCGCUCCCAGCCCGAGCGCUUCCAGGCAGAGCCAUAUGGCUUGGAAGACGACACACGCAGCCUGGCUGCCGAUGACGGGGGUGGCCCGGAGCUGGAGGCUGACUAUGGCACCGCCACGAGGAGGCGGCCUGAUUGUGGGCGGGGCCUUCGCACUAGGGCCUAUGAAGACGUGGCCGAUGACGGCGGUGAGCUGAUGGAGGAGAGGCCCCCAUUCCCGGCCACAGCAGCACCCCUGGCCCAGCCAGAACGGGGCAGCCUGGGCAGCCUGGACCGGAUGGUGCGGCGCUCGCCCUCUGUCGACAGCGCCCGUAAAGAGCCACGCUGGCGGGACCCUGAGCUGCCCGAGGUACUGGCCAUGCUGCGGCACCCCGUGGACCCCGUGAAGGCCAACGCAGCUGCCUACCUGCAGCACCUGUGCUUUGAGAACGAGGGUGUCAAGCGGCGUGUGAGGCAGCUGCGGGGGCUGCCCCUGCUCGUGGCUCUGCUGGACCACCCAAGGGCAGAGGUGCGGCGCCGGGCCUGUGGGGCACUGCGCAACCUCUCCUAUGGCCGAGACACUGACAACAAGGCCGCUAUCCGGGACUGUGGCGGCGUGCCCGCCCUGGUGCGCCUGCUGCGGGCCGCCCGGGACAAUGAGGUCCGAGAGCUCGUCACAGGCACACUCUGGAACCUGUCAUCCUACGAGCCCCUGAAGAUGGUCAUCAUUGACCAUGGCCUACAGACACUGACCCACGAGGUCAUUGUGCCCCAUUCGGGCUGGGAGCGAGAGCCCAAUGAGGACUCCAAGCCACGGGAUGCCGAGUGGACGACUGUCUUCAAGAACACAUCAGGCUGCUUGAGGAACGUGAGCUCAGAUGGCGCAGAGGCCCGGCGGCGACUUCGGGAAUGUGAAGGGCUGGUGGACGCGCUCCUGCAUGCCCUUCAGUCAGCCGUGGGCAGGAAGGACACAGACAACAAGUCGGUGGAGAACUGCGUAUGCAUCAUGCGGAACCUGUCGUACCACGUGCACAAGGAGGUGCCCGGGGCCGACAGGUACCAGGAGGCCGAACCUGGGCCCCUGGGCAGUACUGUGGGCUCCCAGCACCGGAGGCGGGAUGAUGCUGGCUGCUUUGGUGGCAAGAAGACCAAAGAGGACUGGUUCCAUCAAGGGAGGAAGGAUGGUGAGAUGGACCGAAACUUUGACACGUUGGAUCUGCCCAAGAGAACGGAGGCCGCCAAAGGCUUUGAGUUGCUGUACCAGCCCGAGGUGGUGCGUCUCUACCUCUCACUCCUCACGGAGAGCCGGAACUUCAACACCCUGGAGGCUGCGGCUGGUGCCCUACAGAACCUCAGUGCUGGCAACUGGAUGUGGGCCACCUACAUUCGCGCCACCGUGCGCAAGGAGCGCGGUCUGCCAGUGCUGGUGGAGCUGCUGCAGUCCGAGACCGACAAGGUGGUGCGCGCUGUCGCCAUUGCCUUGCGGAACCUUUCGCUGGACCGACGCAACAAGGACCUCAUCGGGAGCUAUGCCAUGGCCGAGCUGGUGCGGAACGUGCGCAAUGCGCAGGCUCCAGCGCGACCUGGGGCCCGCCUGGAGGAAGACACUGUGGUGGCCGUGCUCAACACCAUCCACGAGAUCGUGUCCGACAGCCUGGACAAUGCACGCUCGCUGCUGCAGGCCCGUGGCGUGCCAGCGCUGGUGGCCCUUGGCGCCUCCAGCCAAUCGGUGCGAGAGGCGAAGGCUGCGUCCCACGUGCUGCAGACUGUGUGGAGCUACAAGGAGCUGCGUGGCGCCCUGCAGAGGGAUGGCUGGACCAAGGCACGCUUCCAGUCAGCUGCUGCUAAUGCCAAGGGGCCCAAGGGAGCACUGAGUCCCGGAGGGUUUGAUGACAGCACACUGCCACUGGUGGACAAGAGCCUGGAUGGUGAGAAGCCAGGCAGCCGGGAUGUGAUCCCCAUGGAGGCCCUUGGCCCAGAUGGAUACUCCACGAUGGACCAGAGAGAGUGGAGGGCUCGAGGCAGUGCCCCCGCAGGGGAGACCUCUGAGAAGGAACCGUUGAAACCUGACCCCAGCAGGAAGGCUCCUCCUCCGGGGCCCAGCAGGCCCGCGGUCAGGCUGGUGGACGCUGUGGGGGACGCUAAGCCUCAGCCCGUUGACUCCUGGGUCUAGCUUGCAUGCCUGGGCCUGGGCCCAGCUUUUCAUUCUUAGGAAUCUGAUCAUGGGAAGAAGGGAACUCCAGGGCCAGCCUGCACAGACCCAGCCUCGGAGCUUGGAGCCCCCUGGCGGCAGGGGUCGGCAGUGCCUCUGCGCGGGAGCCAAGGCUGGACUUUCUGGACACGCCUCCCUUCCCACUCCCUCGCUCCCUCCCUCCUAACUCCCUAGGCAGAGUUAGCUGUUUACUGACAUGGUGCUGUGUGCAUGGUGCUGUGUGCAAGUGCGAGAGAAGGCUGGGGGGGCUGCAGGGCAGGGUCCAGGGAGGCAGCAGGAGAGGGGGCCUGGCUUUGCUUUGGGGUCGGAAGAAUAGGAGGAGAGUGUAGUUGCCCCAGAAGAACUGGGCAGCUGGCCCUGGGAACAGGCAGCUGGGCAGGGAGGGGGGCUCAGGAGUUUGACUCUGAAGGGUGGAGGGGAUCCCCUGGGUCUCCACUCCUGCUCCCCUCCCCCCCACAGGCCAGCCACUGGGCUGCUCUAGGGGGGCUGACCUCGCAGAGUGGAUUGGAGACAGCGAGAUGGGGGUCAGGCUGUUCUAGCCCCCACCCUGCCCUUGGAUGCGUGGAACCCCAGUGCAGUGGGAGCCUCCCUAGGUACAUUGGCCCGGGCGCAGCCUCUGCGCCCUGUCUGCCAGAGCCCGGGGACUGACCCCGCCCGGACUGACCCUCCGCAGCAGUGGGGGACUGCUGUUCAGUGCCUGCUGUUUGUGACUUCAAAACAGAAGAAAAACACUGACAAAAAGCAUUAAAAACAAAACCAAAAUAA
Myotis brandtii (Brandt's bat) is the source of this 3776-nucleotide messenger RNA. RefSeq names its product armadillo repeat gene deleted in velocardiofacial syndrome (gene ARVCF). Gene Ontology annotation, cellular component: cytoplasm; nucleus; plasma membrane. The transcript is spliced from 20 exons. NCBI's taxonomy places the organism in Eukaryota, Metazoa, Chordata, Mammalia, Chiroptera, Vespertilionidae. Bases 93 to 2972 code for a protein of 959 amino acids. The record is from RefSeq and is a predicted model, not a curated record. Gene Ontology annotation, biological process: cell-cell junction assembly; cell-cell adhesion. Gene Ontology annotation, molecular function: cadherin binding.